AUGUUCUUCGAGUUGGUGUUGGCGCUCAUUGGCCUGUACAUGAUCCUGUCUUUCGUUCUCCUGCGAUACCCACAACUUCUGCAUAAGCGGCGAACUCCGGCAUUUAAGGCCGCUAUGAUUUGUCAUCGUGGAGGCUCCGGGGAAUUCUUGGAGAACACUAUGGAUGCAUUUUCUGGAUGUGUGGAACUGGGCUGUGAUCUUAUUGAGCUCGAUUGUCAGCUGACUAAAGACGAGCAGGUUGUUGUCAGCCAUGACAACGAUCUUUCCCGGGGGACAGGCCAAAAGGUCUGCGUCUCUGAUCUCGACUUCAAGGACCUCCCCGAGUACUCGGCCUCCGUGAAAGUGCAGUUUGGCUUUGGUGAAGAACAUCGCGUGAAACCAGGUGCCUCUCGUCGUAUACCUAUGCUGAGGAGCGUUUUCGAGGCCUUUCCAACAGUGCCAAUCAAUAUUGACGUUAAGGUGGACAAUGAUCUCUUAAUCCGCAAGGUACUUCCUUUUUUACCGGCUUUGCUUGUUGCACAUAAUCCUUUUACGUCACUCAAUGACCGCUGUCAAUCACAACGGCCUUCAAAACUGGAGCUUAGUGGGUGA
Molecule: messenger RNA, 591 nt
Organism: Dibothriocephalus latus
Lineage: Eukaryota; Metazoa; Platyhelminthes; Cestoda; Diphyllobothriidea; Diphyllobothriidae
Source: the annotation of a GenBank genome assembly